CUUCUUCAUCUCAUCUACCACCAACUACCCUACAUAUCUCACCUUACUUAGUCCCUGCUUCCACCCUCGCACCGUCAUGGGGGCUGGUCCGUCCCCCCUUUAGCCGCGUCCAGCCUAGUCUUCCUUUUUUUAGUUCUUACUCCUCCAUUAUCUCAUCAUCGUUCCAUCAAUCCAGCCCCCCCUCUUACUACUCCAUGUUACGCUCCCCCGUCUCACCGGAGCGUGCCUCCUCUCGCUCCCCCGUCCCUCCCCCGUCUUCUUUCUCUCCUCCCCGGAAAUCCUUCGAUGACGAUCUAGAUCGACCUGGCUCCUCGGGAAGUGAUGCCUCGUCGGACUCCAAUGUGACCGCGGUUUCGGCAAUUCCACAACCCCUCAACCUGCCAACCGUCAAUCAAGCACCAUCCUCUCCUCGUCUUCCUCGCACCUCCUCCGUCGCCUCGAACGCCAGACAACCCUCCGCCUCCUUCAUGCCGCACAAUGAUCUCUCCUCGCGAAGGCCGUCCGGUCGCAGCGGCCCGUCGGAGCCGCAUAAGCACCGCUCGCGUCAUCAUUCGCAAGGCUUCUUCGAGCCCUCCCUUCCCACCGCGUCCGUCCCAGAUGCCAGCCUGUCAGCCUCGCGGAUCGCCGCGCAGGCCGCCAUGUUUCAGCAGCAACAACAGUCAUCGCAUCAACCGCCCGCGCAACAUCCCCCGAAACGACCCCAGACCUUCAUCCACCGCAGUUCCGAAGACAACGGCCCCCGGCCCUGGCGAGGCGGCAGCACCUCACCGACGAUGCCCCCAACCCCUCCGCCACCACUGGCCCCUCCAGGCACGGGGGGCUCGUACUUCCCCGCUACGAAUCAGACCGGCGCCGCAGCGGGCGGCCAUGGUCAUGUAGCGACCACCGCUGCGAAUGUGGUGUUCCCGCGACAGGGGGGCCUGCAGCCACCGGGGAUGGAAUCGGGUCCUCCGGAGCGCGAACCUAAGCAGAGCAAGGAGAAGUCGAAGAUGAAGCUGUUCUCCAAACCAAAGCAUAUUGGGAUUAGUCGCGAUAAGGAUCCGGGGGGUAAAGAUCGAGGGUUGCCGUCGCCGAGCAAGAUGGGCUUCGCGGGCGGUAGUGGGCUGUCCCGCAUCGUCAGCGGUACGACUCCCACCCUGGCCGAUACGUUUCCGUCGAGUAGCAACAUGUCCAUGUACAACUUGAACAAUACGUCGUCGACGACGGUGGUGCCGGCGGAGAAGCCUUCGGGGACCGAGAAGGAGAAGGACAAGGACAAGGACAAGGAGAAAGACAAGGACAAGUCGCACAAACAUCAUCAUUUUUUGUCCCGGCAGAAGUUGAAGUUGAAGGACCGGGACAACGACCACAAUCUGCCGCUGUCGUCCGCAGCCAGCAACUCGCGACCGGCGGAUCCCAACGCCCCGCAGUCGCUCUACUCUUUCACACCUGCAUCCCCCGGCGUGGUGUCGACGACGUUUGUCAAUGGGGGUACGCCGGGGGUCUUUCCUGGGUCAUCCACGCUCGGCAAUUCGACGGGGUUGCUCCCGGAAGUCGCGUUGCGCGAGACACUGCAGGGGUUCGGUCUGAACAACAUGACUCCCGAAGAUGCGUGGGACUUUCUCAAGGCAAAGCUGCUCGUCAUCUUCGACGGGGAAGAUGUGCGCAUCGCGAUUGAGGACCUCAACAAGCUGGUCCUGAUCCACAUUCAGCGCUGCGUGCAAAAGCGCACGCCAACCGCCAUCGUCGACGACCUGCGCGAGCUGCUAGAGACGGGCUUCGCCACGCUGAACCACACGCUGAACGGCGUGCCGGAUGAGAAGCUGGUCCCGCAUCUCGUCCACAUCUGGAUGCUGGUCUUCGGCACCAUCCUGCCCUUCAUCCAGGCCGUGUUCCUGCCCCUCGACCUCGAGUUCAAGGGCUGCGGUUCGGUGAUGAACCACCGCGAGGCCAGCGAUUUCUGGAGCACCGCCCUCGAAGGCGAAUACCCCGGCUGCGAGCUGGAGGUGCGCAACCUCGUGUUGAUCGCCUUCCGCGACAUGGUCAUCCUGUACCGCUACGAAGGCCUCAAAGCCACCUUCUCGCGGCUAAGCCUCGACAACAUCAACCUGGGUCACUCCACCCCCAGCGUCACCACCAAGAGCAGCAGCGCCAGCAGCGGCCGGCCCGGCACCGCCGCGUCCCUAGACGCCGCCAACGCCAGCUACGGCUCGUCGCAGUCGUCCACCUUCCUCAACACAGCCGCCAGCUACUCCUCAGACCCAAUGAACACCACCACCAGCCGCAGCCGCGCCGCCUCCAACACCCCGUCCAACCCAGACCAGCUCAUCUUCCAAUCCUUCUCCUCCCCGCCCCAGCGCCCCACCAUCAUCCACCGCUCCUCCACCGCAGCAGACACCUCCCAAAUGAUUACCGAAACCGUCGGCCGCAUGCUGCAAUGCGUCAGCGUGCUGGCCAGCGUACAAACCGGCGACGAGCCCCAGGAGAACAUCGAGCUCCUCAGCAAAGCCCUGAAGCACAACUGGCUCGGCCGCGGCCGCACCGGCCGCGAUCGACGCGGCUUCGUCGGCGCCAAGAUCCGUCCUGUCCCUGUUAUGCGGACGGACAGCGAACGGACGGCUACGGAUGUGGGCCGUGGGAGUGCGGAGUAUGAGUGGCGUCAGGAGAUUAGCGUUUUAUAAGUUACUUUUUUUUUUUUUUUGUCUUUUCAUGAGGUUUUGUUGGUUUAUUGUUAUUGGCUU
Molecule: messenger RNA, 2720 nt
Organism: Aspergillus campestris IBT 28561
Lineage: Eukaryota; Fungi; Ascomycota; Eurotiomycetes; Eurotiales; Aspergillaceae
Exons: 2
Coding region: 195-2660 (821 amino acids)
Biological process (GO): TORC2 signaling
Cellular component (GO): TORC2 complex
Source: RefSeq, a predicted model, not a curated record